UGUGCGUGUGCACCGCGAUCUUGUCCCCAUAUGUAGCGAGCGGGAUCUCUGAAGAGCUGGCAUCGGUGCAGCUGGACACAAAGCUGCCGUGCCAAGGGAAAGCCCGAGGCCCCGAUUGGUCCUGCCGCGAUGUCUGCGCGCAAUGAGGAAGACGAAGGAUACACACUUGCCUGGCCAGGCUUUAAAAUGCAGAGCCCCAGCGGCAUCAUCAUCCAGCCUCCGUUCGUUCCUAAACCCUUCACUCCGUCUCCUGUUCGCUACUUCAAUCUGAGGGAAAUAGGCCCUUUCGAUGGCCUCACAACAUGGAAGCGUAUCGCUUCUCUUGACACGAGUCUCACUGUCAAUCCUUCGGCCGCACCAAGGCAACGUGAUGACAUCUUUACGAUCGUCAUAGCAGAGAACGCCAGCAUCGACGAGCGCAGUGUCGACGAAUUCUGUGAAGAGACGACCAUCACUGGUUUUAUCUUGGGCCACACAACGAACUUUGAAGAAGGCAGCGAUGUUCGAUCCAUGUGGCAGGUGGCUUCUCAGCUGGCAUGGGGUUUGGUCGGGAACGUGCUACCUCGAGGGUCCCAGUGUAAUGCUGGUCCUUCUCGACCGAGGAGCGGGUUCACGUUGGAUAGAGGCAAACGAAGCCUGCCGCCGAGCAAACUGAGCGGCUCUCUCCGUUUACCUGCGCUAUUGCGUGCACGUGCCGUUGGCGAACGAGCCUCGUUGGCGUGACCGCACGUCGCGGUUGCGCACAAGCACAUCCGCCGCAGCGAUGCCUGUCCCUUUUUAGUGCUGGCCGCCGCGCUGGUCCUCCGAUAAACCAGCAGCCAGCGCUCCACUUACGGUCG
Tilletiaria anomala UBC 951 is the source of this 839-nucleotide messenger RNA. RefSeq lists its product as uncharacterized. The transcript is spliced from 2 exons. Bases 130 to 723 code for a protein of 197 amino acids. The record is from RefSeq and is a predicted model, not a curated record. NCBI's taxonomy places the organism in Eukaryota, Fungi, Basidiomycota, Exobasidiomycetes, Georgefischeriales, Tilletiariaceae.